Pecten maximus is the source of this 1642-nucleotide messenger RNA. RefSeq names its product chromatin accessibility complex protein 1-like. The transcript has 3 exons. Lineage: Eukaryota; Metazoa; Mollusca; Bivalvia; Pectinida; Pectinidae. The record is from RefSeq and is a predicted model, not a curated record. Gene Ontology annotation, cellular component: nucleus; CHRAC. Bases 14 to 325 code for a protein of 103 amino acids. Gene Ontology annotation, molecular function: protein heterodimerization activity.
ACUUCCGAUAACGAUGGCGGACAAAGAUGAAAAGAGCUCCUUGCCUCUUUCAAGAAUCCGAACGAUAAUGAAAAGUUCACCCGACGUGUCUAGUAUCAGUCAUGAAGCGUUGUUCCUCACUGGAAAAGCAACGGAGCUGUUUGUUCAAAACCUUGCACAGGUGUCUCUUGAUCGAAGCAAGGAAAAAAAACAGCUUCAUUACGGUGACCUGUCAGAAGUGGUGAACACUAACGACGUACUUCAGUUUCUACAAGACAUCAUUCCACGCAAAAUUAAAGCCCAAGAAUAUUUCGACUUGAUCGAAGAUGAUGAAGAGGAAACUUGACAUGAGAGAGGAACUAGAUAAUGGCAAAUCAUUGAGACCUAUACUGAAAUGCCUUUGAGCUAACAAUGAAAAUUUACUACUGGAACAUUUGACAAAAAUUCAUACCCUGCCUACAUUGCUCUCCGACAGGCCAUCUGUCAGAAAUUGUCCAUCAGUCGUCCAGAGCUACGUUAUCGCAGCUACUAGAACAUCAGAGGAUCCUAUACAUGGCUACACAAUGUUGCAUUGAUGUAUUAUUUGUUAGUGUCCAAUGAAAUUCAAAAGUUGUCGGUGUAUGUAAUAUACCAGUAAAACAAAGGUUCUAUUUCUGAACAAAUAAAAAUCAAGGAUUGAACAUCUGUUUAUACAUUGAAUAUCAUUUCUUCUUUUUUUUUUUCUUUUUUUUUUUUUUCUUCAAAGCACAAUUUUUUUAUUUUUUUUCUUCAAAGCACGAUUUUUAGAGCUAUUUUGUCAAUUGUAGAACAGGAGAUAUGAAGCAGAGGUCUUACAUUUUCAACUUGUAGAUUUUUCAAAGUCUUAACCUUUGUCUAGUAUAUAGAUGCAUUCUUGUGAUUACAUAUACAGAUCUGAGAUGCUCCAUCAAAUUAACUGUAACUUCUUACCUUUAUUACGAUGUGUUAAUUAUAAUAAUAACUUAUAUAAUUACCAGUAAAAUAAGGAACUAUCAUUCUUCUCAGAUUAUUUUUUCAUUGUGUCUUUUGAUAAUGAGCUGAAAUUUGGUAUACAGCUAAUAGGCAGUAGCAUGUUGUAUUUCGGUUUGAUAUAUAAGUCUACGACAGAGUUAUGGCCCUUUCUAACUUACAGUGUAAUAAUUUGUUGGAGUUGGGAGCGUGGCAGGGAUAUAGUUACUUUAGUAAUAUAUACUAUGCUUGUGUAUAGUGAAAAGAAUAGUUGUAUAAUGGCAAAUAAAAUAGCUGGGCCCUGUUUAUGCAGACAAAUGUGUUUUAAAUGCAACAUUUUGGGCGUGAGUCUUGGCUAGGGGUGUAUAAAGUAUACAUAUUACAGUCCUAGAUCCUAACAGACCUAUAGAUGUUCAUACAGGCAUUGAAAGUCUUGGUUUACUAGAAAUUAAAUUAAAAUUAGAUCACUAGAUCAAGCCUUAUUUCAUUAAUGAACAACUCUUUGCCUACUUGUCAGACUGUUUGUAUCCACAAAAAUGAGGCACUGAUGCUUUGAUUGAAUGAAGCUGUAAAGUUCACGUGGAAUAUCAGAAUCUGUCUUGUAUUAAAUGACAAAUAAAUUCCAUUUUUGUUUUUGUUUCAUAUCAGUAUUUGUUAUAUAUUUUGAUUGACAAUAAUAAAAGUAUGUAUUUCUUGC